CACUUCUGAUGACGUUUUUUCGCAUUGUAUUUUGAAGCGUAUAUUUUAAUGUGGAAAAACUGAGAGAUUUGCAACAUGCAAACGGCCACGACACGCUAAAGACUCGCCGAGUGCCGCCAGACGACCGAACCAACCGAGAGGAGGACUCCGCACAGCUGGCGGAGCAACCAGCAGGCAGCAGCGAAAGUUGCGUGGCUGUCGUUUCCGGAAGAGGAGGAGAAACCAAGUGGGGAGGAGGAGGAGGAGAGGUAGCAGCAGGAGGAGGCUUUGAAACCCACCCACCCAGCGGAGGCGACCUUGGGGAAUAUGCACAACAACUCCACGAAGACCAAGGAAAUGUUCAUCGUGCGUGCUCUCGAGAAGAUCCUUGCCGACAAGGACAUACGGCGCUCCCAGAACUCGCAGCUGAAGAAGUCCUGCGAUUCGGCGCUGGAGCAGAUCAAGGCGGAGCUAAUCAGCGCCGGCCAGAUCGCGGAGGGCAACGAGCUGCCCUGCGCCGCACUUCCGCUGCCCAAGAACGAUGCCUCGAGCAUCAUCAAUGCGGAGACCUACUUUCUGCCCUUCGAGUUGGCCUGCAAAAGCCGCUCGCCGCGCAUCGUGGUCACCGCAUUGGAUUGCCUGCAAAAGCUAAUUGCCUAUGGCCAUUUAACGGGCUCCAUUCAGGACUCCGCGAAUCCCGGUCACCUGCUCAUCGAUCGCAUUGUGGUGACCAUCUAUGGCUGCUUCAGUGGUCCCCAGACCGAUGAGGGUGUCCAGCUGCAGAUCAUCAAGGCGCUGCUCACGGUGGUCACCUCGCAGCAUGUCGAGAUCCACGAGUUCACGCUGCUCCAGGCGGUGCGCACCUGCUACGACAUCUACUUGUCCAGCAAGAACCUGGUCAAUCAGACCACAGCGCGCGCCACGCUUACGCAAAUGCUGAACGUGAUCUUUGCGCGCAUGGAGAACCAGGUGUACGAGCUGCCGCCUCCGAAUUCCAAUUCCAAUCCCAUCAACGGCAGCAUCCAUUCGGAGGACUGCAAUGGCUCGGUGGAGGAGCCGCCGGGGGAUUCCGACGAAGUCAUUGCCUCGGAGCUGCUGGCUGAGAUCAUAUCAGCUGCCUACAAUGAGGCCAUGAAGGAUCAGGAAUCGGUGGGAGAACCAGAAGCGGCAGUCAACGGGAACGACUACUCCUCGCACUCGGAUCACGACAGUGUGGAGCUGCACAGCGAGAAUGAUGCAGUGGUCACCGCCAAGUUCACGCACAUUCUGCAAAAAGACGCCUUUCUCGUGUUCCGGGCGCUAUGCAAGCUAUCGAUGAAGCCCCUGCCGGAGGGACAUCCGGAUCCCAAGUCGCACGAGCUGCGCUCCAAGGUGCUGUCGCUGCACCUGCUGCUGUUGAUUCUCCAGAAUGCCGGGCCAGUCUUCCGCUCCAACGAGAUGUUCAUCAUGGCCAUCAAGCAGUAUUUGUGCGUGGCUUUGUCCAACAACGGAGUGAGCCUGGUGCCGGAGGUCUUUGAGCUGUCGCUCUCGAUAUUCGUGGCCCUGCUAUCCAACUUCAAGGUCCAUUUGAAGCGCCAAAUCGAGGUCUUCUUCAAGGAGAUCUUCCUGAACAUCCUCGAAGCCAACUCGAGCAGCUUCGAGCACAAGUGGAUGGUGAUCCAAGCGCUGACGCGGAUCUGCGCCGAUGCCCAGUCCGUGGUGGAUAUCUAUGUGAACUACGAUUGCGACUUUUCGGCGGCCAAUCUCUUCGAGCGACUAGUCAACGAUCUUUCCAAGAUUGCCCAGGGUCGCCAGGCCCUCGAACUGGGCGCCAAUCCGAUGCAGGAGAAGUCUAUGCGGAUACGCGGCCUAGAGUGUCUCGUUUCCAUCCUCAAAUGCAUGGUGGAAUGGAGCAAGGAUUUGUAUGUCAAUCCCAAUAUGCCGGUUCCCGCUCUUCCGGCUCAAGUUCAAUCGCCUACGACCUACGAUCAAGCGGACACCACAAUUCAAACCAUGCACAGCGGCUCGAGCCACAGUCUCAAUUCGAAUCAGGAGCAGCUGCAGGAUCUGCCCGAGGCGCUGGAGGAGCGCAAGAUGCGCAAGGAGGUGAUGGAAACGGGCAUCGAGCUCUUCAAUCGGAAGCCGCAGAAGGGCGUGCAGUUUCUGCAGGAGAAGCAGCUGCUGGGCGGUACGUGCCAGGACAUUGCCCGCUGGCUGCACGAGGACGAGCGACUGGACAAGACGGUGAUUGGCAAUUAUCUGGGCGAAAACGACGAUCACUCCAAGGAGGUGAUGUGCGCCUACAUCGAUGCCUUCGAUUUUCGACAACUGGAGGUUGUGGCCGCUCUGCGAAUUCUCCUCGAGGAGUUCCGCCUGCCGGGAGAGGCGCAGAAAAUCGAUCGACUGAUGGAGAAGUUCGCCAGCAGAUACUGCGAAUGCAAUCCGCAGAAUCAGCUAUUCCAAAGUGCCGACACCGUUUACGUUCUCGCCUUCAGCAUCAUCAUGCUGACCACGGAUCUCCAUUCGCCGCAGGUCAAGCACAAGAUGACCAAGGAGCAGUAUAUCAAAAUGAAUCGCGGCAUCAGUGACAGCAAGUCCGAUUUGCCCGAGGAGUAUUUAUCCUCCAUCUACGAUGAGAUUUCCGAACACGAGAUCAAGAUGAAGAACAACUCGGGAAUGCUGCAGCAGGCGAAACCCGCUGGCAAGCAGCCCUUCAUCACGGAGAAGCGUCGCAAGUUGUUGUGGAACAUGGAGAUGGAGGUCAUCUCGCUGACGGCCACCAAUCUCAUGCAGUCCGUUUCGCAUGUAAAGUCGCCGUUUACCUCCGCCAAGCAUCUGGAGCAUGUGCGUCCCAUGUUUAAGAUGGCCUGGACUCCCUUCCUCGCCGCCUUUUCGGUGGGUCUGCAGGACUGCGAUGAUCCGGAGAUAGCCACCCUCUGCUUGGAUGGCAUUCGUUGCGCUAUUAGGAUUGCCUGCAUCUUUCACAUGUCCCUCGAGAGAGAUGCCUAUGUUCAGGCUUUGGCCAGAUUUACCCUGCUGAAUGCCAAUUCUCCGAUCAACGAGAUGAAGGCCAAAAAUAUCGACACCAUCAAGACGCUCAUCAUGGUGGCCCACACGGAUGGCAACUAUCUGGGCAGCAGCUGGCUGGAUAUUGUCAAGUGCAUUAGCCAACUGGAGUUGGCUCAACUUAUUGGCACUGGAGUGCGUCCGCAGUUCCUUUCCGGGGCGCAGACCACGCUCAAGGAUUCGCUGAAUCCCAGCGUGAAAGAGCACAUUGGCGAGACGAGCAGCCAGAGCGUUGUGGUCGCCGUCGAUCGCAUUUUCACCGGCUCCAUGCGACUGGAUGGCGAUGCUAUCGUUGACUUUGUUAAGGCUUUGUGCCAAGUGUCGGUGGACGAACUGCAGCAGCAGCAACCGCGGAUGUUCUCGCUGCAGAAGAUAGUGGAGAUCAGUUACUACAACAUGGAGCGUAUUCGUCUGCAGUGGUCGCGUAUUUGGCAAGUCCUGGGCGAGCACUUUAAUGCAGUGGGUUGUAAUAGCAACGAGGAGAUCGCCUUCUUCGCUUUGGAUUCACUGCGUCAGCUGUCGAUGAAGUUUAUGGAGAAGGGCGAGUUCAGUAACUUUCGCUUCCAGAAGGAUUUCCUCCGACCCUUCGAGCACAUAAUGAAGAAGAACGCCUCGCCCGCAAUUCGAGAUAUGGUGGUGCGUUGCAUUGCCCAAAUGGUGAACUCACAGGCGCACAACAUUCGUUCCGGCUGGAAGAAUAUCUUCAGCAUUUUCCAUUUGGCGGCGGGCGAUCACGAGGAGCCGAUUGUGGAGCUGGCCUUCCAGACGACGGGCAAAAUCAUUGGGGAUUUGUACAAGCGUCAGUUCGCCAUUAUGGUGGACUCCUUCCAGGAUGCAGUCAAGUGUUUAUCCGAGUUUGCCACCGCCAGAUUUCCGGACACGAGCAUGGAGGCCAUUCGCCUGGUGCGAACCUGCGCCCAGUGCGUCCACGAGGCGCCGCAGCUUUUUGCGGAGCACGCCGGCAUGGAGAACGAUGCCUCGGUGGCGGAGGAGGAUCGCGUGUGGGUGCGCGGCUGGUUCCCCAUGCUCUUCUCGCUCUCCUGCGUCGUCAAUCGCUGCAAACUGGACGUGCGCACGCGCGCCCUGACUGUGCUCUUCGAGAUUGUUAAGACGUAUGGCGAGAGCUUCAAGCCGAAUUGGUGGAAGGAUCUGUUCAAUGUGAUCUUCCGCAUCUUUGACAACAUGAAGUUGCCCGAACAUGUGACAGAGAAAUCCGAGUGGAUGACCACCACCUGCAAUCACGCCUUGUACGCUAUCAUCGAUGUCUUCACGCAGUACUUUGAUGUUCUGGGACAUCUGUUGCUGGAGGAACUCUUUGCCCAGUUGCAUUGGUGCGUUCAGCAAAGCAACGAGCAGUUGGCGCGAUCGGGCACGAAUUGUCUGGAGAACCUCGUGAUUUCCAAUGGCUUCAAGUUCAACGAAUCCACCUGGGACAAGACGUGUCAGUGCAUCCUAGACAUCUUCAAUGCCACGCUGCCGCAGGAUCUGCUCAGCUGGCGACCGAAGGCACAUUCCAGUAACCAGCAGCCACCCCAGGAGCACAACCACUUCGAGGCGCUGCACAUUCGGUGUGUGGUGCAGCUGGAACUGAUACAGACCAUGGACAACAUUGUCUUCUUCCCGGCGACGUCGCGAAAGGAGGAUGCCGAAACACUGGCCCAGGCGGCUGCUGAUUUGACGGGCGGAAGGAAUGGAUCGCAGUCGCAGCUGCUCGAGUGCCAGCGGGAGGAGCAGGGAAUGUAUGGCUAUCUGAGGACCCGACAGCUGCUCACUUUGGCUGAUUGCUUGAUGCAAUCACACCGCUUCGCCAAGCGCUUCAACGCGGAUCAUGAUCAGCGCAGUCUGUUGUGGCGGGCCGGGUUCAAGGGCUCGGUGAAGCCGAAUCUGCUCAAGCAGGAGACCUCUUCGCUGGCCUGCGUCCUGCGCAUCUUCUUCAAGAUGUACGGCGAUGAGAACAGGCGCAGCGAUUGGCCCGGCAUCGAGCAGGAACUGGUGCAGGUCUGCAAGGAGGCACUGGGCUACUACCUUAGUCUGCAGAGCGAGGCCCAUCGAGAUGCCUGGACAUCGCUGCUGCUGCUCAUCCUCACGCGACUGCUCAAGAUGUCCGAUGCAAGGUUCGCCACCCACGUGUCCAACUACUACAGCCUGCUGUGCGAAAUGAUGUGCUUCGACCUCAAGCCCGAACUGAGAAGUGUCCUUAGGCGUGUGUUCAUGCGCAUCGGUCCAGUAUUCAAUAUAAUGAGCGUUAAAUAGUCACGGAGGAGAGGCCUCAGCCACCUGGCUAGUUGACUCGGCCAUGUUAAUAGAUCGAUCCUCCCCAGCCUCCCCAAAUCCCCUCAAAUCGUAGUUCAUAGAGCACCCUUUGGUUCCCUCGGCUUUGUUGUUAUGUUGGCACUUAAUCAUACAUACGAGUAUAUAUAUUUUUAUUAUAUUUAUAAACAAUACAUAGGCAGAAUGUAAUGUUUAUUAGGUUUAACAAGAAAUGUUGUUGUUUUUUAUAUAUAUACAUACUACAAUUGGGUAUGCUAUAUAAGGCUUUAAUGUGUGCGUGUGUAUAGUUUCCUUCAGUUACCGAUUACGAAUUUGGAUCUUGUUUUCCCCGGUGUAACCACACUUUAACAUUCACCUAUUACCGAUUAGUGUGUAGCGUAAAUACCGAUUAAACCAGCAUUAUGUGCAGCCUGUAUAUUGCUAGUGUUAAUUUAAAUCAAAAUCUAUAUAAAUAAAUAUAUUU
Drosophila takahashii is the source of this 5758-nucleotide messenger RNA. RefSeq names its product ADP ribosylation factor guanine nucleotide exchange factor Sec71 (gene Sec71). NCBI's taxonomy places the organism in Eukaryota, Metazoa, Arthropoda, Insecta, Diptera, Drosophilidae. Gene Ontology annotation, molecular function: guanyl-nucleotide exchange factor activity. The record is from RefSeq and is a predicted model, not a curated record. Gene Ontology annotation, biological process: regulation of ARF protein signal transduction.